This is a messenger RNA of Spodoptera exigua (beet armyworm), 722 nucleotides long. Lineage: Eukaryota; Metazoa; Arthropoda; Insecta; Lepidoptera; Noctuidae. The record is from the annotation of a GenBank genome assembly.
CUAAGACAUUCCUCAAACACAAAGAAGUCAAGUCUGGUAAAAAUAUAUCUUAAAAAAUAAAUAAUCAUCUGACUUUUUAUCGACAACAUUUUACUUCCCUUCAUAUUUAUUAUUUAUUUUGUUAUCAAAUCGAUAUUUUGGAGCAAGCGUAGCGUCGGAAGCGAAUCAUGAAACUGGACUCGAAUAAUAAAAUGAUUAAUAGCGAGAGUGGCGCUGACUUAUCUGAAGAAGUUGUGGAUCCGCGACAAAAUGCCGAGGAUAUUAUUGAUGAAAUACUCGCAGAGUUUACCGAGUCGCGGUCUCCCGAAGCUGGGAGGAAUGGGAACGGAAUACCUGAGAAUAUUUUCAAUAUGAUACAACCUCCAAGAACGCGUACUCCAGCAAAUUCAUUCUCUGAGAAUGCCACAAUAGACGAUAUAGACCCCGCAUCGGACCUCGGUACGUCAAUAAGAAACAAGUGCUUGGAACUCGAAGAGAUUCUUCAGAGCCUUAAGUCGCGGCUCAAUCACGUUGUUUUGGACGAAAAUAUCGUGCUCAGCCCAGAGGCUAACUCAAUGGAAGCGCAACUAGAACACGACCUGGACACUGACUGUCAAGAAGAUCUGUCCCUUCAAGAGUUUCUGGAGCUGCUGCACUCGCAAAACAAAAUUAGCCCGACAGGAGUGCAAUGAUUGCUCAAUGACCAAACCAAACCAUCCCCAUAAAUAAACAAACAUACUAAG